This is a messenger RNA of Arachis stenosperma, 2855 nucleotides long. RefSeq names its product receptor-like protein 51. The transcript is spliced from 2 exons. The coding region runs from base 150 to 1448 and encodes 432 amino acids. NCBI's taxonomy places the organism in Eukaryota, Viridiplantae, Streptophyta, Magnoliopsida, Fabales, Fabaceae. The record is from RefSeq and is a predicted model, not a curated record. Gene Ontology annotation, molecular function: protein binding.
AUCUCAUCUCUCUCUCUUGAGUUUUGAAUCUAAACUAUGCUAAUCUAAUAUAAUCUGAAUCUGACUUACCAUCAGUUCCAACAACAACCAACAUUGUACUCAUCACUACAAAACAGAACUCAAGUGUGGCUCUGACAACUGAGAACACCAUGAUGAGAUCACCAUCAGAAUCAGCACCGCCACCAACACUUGCAGUUCUCUUCAUUUUCAUCUUCCUCUUCCCCACCAUUGCUACUUGUCAAUCAAAACCUCAACCCCCAACACCUUCACCAACCUCUUCCCCGCCAUCAUCGCCUUCAAGUUCAUCAACUCUCGACCCAAAACAGCUGAGAGCACUCCAAUCCCUCAACAUCCCAACCUCAAAGGACCCAUGUUCCAAAUCCGCAUUCCACAACGCCACAACCUGCGACAACUCAAAACCCUUCCGCCACCUCAUCUCUCUCACACUCUCAAACUGCUCCUCCUACGUUGCACUCUCCUUCACCGCACUUCAAUCACUCUCAACACUCCAAAUUCUCAACCUCCUCAACUGCCCCGUCACCCCCAUUCGCUUCCCACCCGAACUCACCUCCUCCCUCCGCACCUUCACAUGCAUCAACAGCCUCCGCAAGGUCUCCGGCGUUUGGCUCUCUCAGCUUCAGAAUCUCACUGAUCUCGCCGUAACCAAUGUCCAAGUCAAAGCUUCUGGACCUUACGUUAUCCUUGCCCACAUGGACAAGCUCAAAACUUUGACCAUUUCAAACGCUAAUCUCACUGGUUUUCUUCCUGGGCAUCUUCAUUCCGACCUUACCCAUAUAGAUUUUUCUGGCAACAAGCUCAAAGGGACUAUACCCUCUUCGAUUACCAUGCUUUCUGGAUUGGAAAGUUUGAAUCUUUCCAAUAAUAAUCUCAGUGGUGAGGUACCUGCCACCAUUGGGGACUUGACUUCUCUGACAACCUUGUCUCUGGCUUCAAACUCUUUCUCUGGCCAAAUUCCAGGUUCAAUAUCUUCUGUUUCGGGUUUGAUUCAUUUGGAUCUGAGCUCAAACCAAUUCAAUGGUUCUAUUCCAAAGUUCAUUUCUCAGAUGAAGAGUUUAAGGCACUUGAAUCUUGCUAACAACAACCUUCGUGGUGUUCUGCCUUUCAAUCAAAAUUUCAUUAAGAAUUUGGAUGUGUUCAACGUUGGUGGGAAUAGCAACCUUUGCUAUAACCAUUCGGUUCUGUCCUCAAACUUGAAGCUUGGAAUUUCACCUUGUGAUAAGUAUGGGAUGCCGGCGUCUCCACCAUCAAAGGAUUCUUCUUAUGCUGAUGAUAGCAGUGAUUAUAAUGACAGUGAUGGUAGCAGCAAUCAAAAGAAAGGGCACCAUAGUGGCCCUAACAAGUUUGUUCUUGGUGUGGCAAUUGCACUUUCUUCCAUUGUCUUUCUCAUUGUUUUCAUGAUAAUGUGCGCAAAAUGCUGCUGCCGUUAAAGGAUUUUCUUUUCUUUUCAUUUUUCCCUUUUUUUUUUUCUUAAGAUUAUAGAUUAGGAAAAUUCAUAAUUUGGGGUGAGGGCUUGUUUAAUUAAUUUAUUUAUUAUACAGUGUUACACUACAUACUAGAGAGUAGAUUCAAGAAGCAGGAACAGAAAUGGAAAAAGGUAUAUUGGCCAAAACAAAAAUUAUGGAAAUGAAAAGGGAAAAGUUUGAGAAAAAAAAAGAUUUUGUGGGGAUAUGGCUGUUACUGUAGAAGUUGCCCAAGAGGAGAAAAAAAAACUGAACAAUUAGGAAAGGGAUUAUGAUCAAAUUGAAGUUCUAUAUUUGUUGCUUUUUUCAAUAAAUGCAUGUGCAGCUGAAUGAUUUUACGUGGAAUGCUAGGCUUGGUUGGACACUGUAUAUUUAGCUGUUUAUGCUGUAAAAGAUUGUAGGUGGUGCAUGUGGCAUCUUAAUUCUUAAAGCUUUCUCUUUUACUUGUACAAUAUCAAGCAUUUAUUUUUCACACUUGUUAUCUAUACCAGCAGCUUCUGCUUAAUUUCGUAAUUGAUGGUUUAAUUUGUUUGGUCUUUGUAUUAUUAUUGCAGUAGAUUUGUACCUUUUUAUUUGCUACAUAUUGUGUUUAUUUGCAUCCCAAUUAGCUCAAGCAGAGUUUCCCGGAAUCUCUCAUAUGUUUGUGUACUUUUAAGAUUAGUCUAGUGUAAUUUAACCUUUUUAUAUACCUUGUAUUUGAAUUUGAGGGUUGUCUUGAAACUCUCUUCAAUGGCUUUUGUUUGACAUAUCUGUUGUUCAUUUUUGGAGCAAGAUAGCUCUGGCAGUUGUGACAUUGAUUUCAGGUUCUGCAGCAAUUGGGCAAAACAGUGAUGCUAUUAUUUGUGGGCACACACAACUUGAGGAAAAACAACUUCUUUAUCUAGACUUGCAGAAAGGGACAGCACCCCCAUGUUGAUGAUGGUUGGUGUACAUGAUUUAGGUUCAAGUUCAACCUUCACCCUUUGCGUUCAAAAUGGCUGUCUCUCCAUUUACCAAUUCAAAGAUUAUAAGAUCUAAAGGAGACACCGAGGGAAUUCAGACAAGUAGGAAAACUGAAGACGAGAUCUAAAUCAUUCAAGGCUGAGAAAACAGAGUCACCUCAUCAUGAAGAGAUAAUGGAUCUACUCAAAAGGAUACAGAUUUCAAUAUCAAAGGGUAAAUCACAAUACAAGGAUAAGCCCUCAGCCGAAUAUGAUCAAGAUAUUCUUGGUGAACCAAAGAAACAAGUGAAAGCUAUUGCCUUGGUUAUAAUGGCAGAUCUUCAUAUAUUUUAAGAAAAUACCUAAGUUUAUUUUAUUGUACUUUUGCAUAUAUACUGAGGUUAUCUAUAUUUUUCAAUACUAAUCAAACUGAAGAACAAUCACCAAGAACAAA